Molecule: messenger RNA, 933 nt
Organism: Daucus carota subsp. sativus
Lineage: Eukaryota; Viridiplantae; Streptophyta; Magnoliopsida; Apiales; Apiaceae
Exons: 1
Coding region: 1-933 (310 amino acids)
Source: RefSeq, a predicted model, not a curated record
AUGGACUUGUAUCAAAUCCCGGACCUCGUAAGGUGUAGGUUCCUUGCGGCAAGUCUGAGAGAAAGAGCUCAGCAAUGGUUUCAGAAACUAGGGGAAGGUGUGAUCUCUUCUUGGGUAGACAUGCAACGAAUGUUCAUGACGCAGUUUCAGGCCGCAACCAAAUAUGUUCCACCGGUCACCACCUUGGCCAAUGUCAAGCAGCGGGACAACGAGUCCCUGACCGCAUAUUUCAAGAGAUUUAACCAGGAGUCUAUGGGAGUUACAGGAGCGUCAGACGAGACCUUGAAAAAUUUCCUUAUCACUGGCUUGAAGGUCAGUACUGAUUUCUGGAAACAUCUCCAAGGGAAGGACCCGUCCAACCUGUCAGAGCUGUACGCAGCAGCUGAGUCCUUCAAGAAGGUAGAGCAGUCACUCGCCGAAAACCAAAAAGAGAUUGCUAAGUCGAGGGGUAAGAGAAAGGACCAUACCCCUAGCCUGGAACCAAAAGGGCGCGGCCGUUCCCCAGCAAGGAUACACAUGGCGAGCGAUAGAAGAAAUUGGAGUCCCCCAAGACAACCAGGCACGUACACCCCUCUCGUGGCUUCAGCCGAACACAUAUACGCAGUAACCAAGGAUAAGGCCCCUUUCCGAAAGCCGCAGCCUAUUCCCUAUAACGUUGCCAGAGACAAAAAGAAGUAUUGUGACUUCCAUGAAUCAGCCGGGCACAACACCGCGGAUUGCAGGCACCUUAAAGAAGAAAUCGAGGAGCUACUCAGGGCAGGCUACUUGACAGAAUGGGUAAAGAAAUACAGAAUGGAUCACCCGCCGGAAAGGCGCGCCCGGGGGAGGUCACCAGAAGACAAGGAUGACGAGAAACCAAACGAUACCCAGUUUGUGAGGGAAGGUAGUAUUAGGAGCAUAUUUGGAGGCCCCUACAUAGGGGGAGGUAGUUGA